AUGCGUUUCUCCACUGCACUUGCUCUCAUAGUUCCCCUUGUCUCUGUCGCUGUUCUGGCUGUUCCUGCUCCGCAGUUAAAGACUGAGGGGUGGCUGAAGGAAGACCUUGCGGCCCGAAAGUUACAACCUGAGGGUUGGCUGAAGGAAGACCUUGCGGCCCGAAAGUUGGAGCCUGAGGGUUGGCUGAAGGAAGACCUUGCGGCCCGAAAGUUGGAGCCUGAGGGUUGGCUGAAGGAAUACCCUGAAGUUCGAGCGGAGCCCUUGGACCCACUCGCCAUCCGAGCGGAGCCCUUGGACCCACUCGCCAUCCGAGAAAUCGCAACGGAGCCCAAGGAAGACUUCACGUUCCUCUGA
Messenger RNA from Fibroporia radiculosa, 354 nucleotides. RefSeq lists its product as uncharacterized. Bases 1 to 354 code for a protein of 117 amino acids. The record is from RefSeq and is a predicted model, not a curated record. The transcript has 8 exons. Lineage: Eukaryota; Fungi; Basidiomycota; Agaricomycetes; Polyporales; Fibroporiaceae.